Molecule: messenger RNA, 1053 nt
Organism: Cornus florida
Lineage: Eukaryota; Viridiplantae; Streptophyta; Magnoliopsida; Cornales; Cornaceae
Exons: 5
Coding region: 1-1053 (350 amino acids)
Source: RefSeq, a predicted model, not a curated record
AUGAGUAGCCAUUUGGUUCUUUUAACACUUAAGGAAGCUGCAUGUACUAGUAUUCUCUCAAGCAGAUGGAGAUAUUUAUGGAGAUAUAUAACUGCUAGUUUCAACUUCGAUUCAAAGACAUUACUAAGAGCUCCUGUAGAUGAUGUUACUUCAUCAUCGGAACGGGACCGGGACUGUUUACCUGUACGUAUACGUGAACGUAAAUGUGAACUUUUACGUGGACAAGAAAAAGGCGUACUAAGUAUGUUUGCAAUGGAAAAGAGAGUUCAAAGGUUUGAAUUCAAUGUGUUUGCUGAGACUAUACCCACUCGUGGGCGUCAAUAUUAUGAUUUUCCAAGCAUGGAAAACUUCAAAUUCUUAUUUAGGAAUUCACACAGUCAUAUUGGUUCUGCAUCUGGCUUUAGUUCCUUGACAGCCCUUCGUUUGGUUGGUGUUAAUAUCAUGGAGGAGGUGCUUGAGAAUUUCCUAUCCAGCUGUCCAUUUCUUGAACAGUUAUGCAUUGUGGGUACAACAUGUCUAGUGAAUCUAAAAAUUGCUGGCCCAUCACUCAAAUUGAAGUGCUUAGAGAUAUCUCACUGCCACUGUUUGACAAAUUUGGAAAUUUUUGCAACAAAUCUGGUUUCAUUCACCUACAUGGGACAAGAUAUAAGUGUCCCAUGUAUUGCAGGGCCAUUCUGUUCAUCCUUUGUUUUUGGAUCUUGCAAGCAUUCCCGCUAUAUUCCUCAAAUAGAAAAGCUCAAGUUAAAAAUGUUUUCUCAGUUCCCCAUAUAUUUUCGUGAGCUAGGUAAUCUCAAGCAUGUGGAAUUGUCAAUCACGGGGGGAUUUGCUGGUUGCAGCCUUCUUAGGUUUACUUCCGUGAUUAAGGCAUCUCCUAAUUUGUCUAAGUUUUCUGUUCGGCAGAAGGUCGACUUGGGAUAUGCAGUUUGUGAGAUCUCUCCCGAGGAUUGGGAGGUGGAAGACAUUGUUGGGUUCUUGGUGGUGUUGUACCAUGAGAGGGUGAUGACUCUGGGAAACAAUGGUAGACAGGUACUGAAAAUUACAAAUCUGUACUGA